This is a messenger RNA of Macrobrachium nipponense, 5886 nucleotides long. Its product is annotated as TLC domain-containing protein 2-like. The coding region runs from base 145 to 999 and encodes 284 amino acids. The record is from RefSeq and is a predicted model, not a curated record. Gene Ontology annotation, biological process: membrane assembly; regulation of membrane lipid distribution; phospholipid homeostasis. The transcript has 6 exons. NCBI's taxonomy places the organism in Eukaryota, Metazoa, Arthropoda, Malacostraca, Decapoda, Palaemonidae. Gene Ontology annotation, cellular component: plasma membrane.
CGCUCACCGUUAGUCAUACGCCAACCGUGGAGCGCAACACUACGCCCCUCAACGCCGCGCUUCGUCUUCAAUCGCCCCACCCCGACACUUGUCCGUUGAUCCUCUUAAACGUGUAGGCGCGUCGGACAAGACACUCCUCCCGCUAUGUCCUCCGACGAGACGGUGUCGGGGCCCCUUUGGGUCCUGGGAGGCCUGGCAUUUUUCUUCGUGUUGAAUCAACUGUUGCGCCUGGUCAUUCCCCUCAGCGCCCGCAACAGCGCCAAGCAGCAAUGGAAGUGGAAGAACACCUCUAUCUCCCUUGCCCAUUCGGUCAUCACGGGCACCUGGGCAUUGUUUUGCAUUUACGAACAUCCAAAACUCGCCGAAGACUUAAUUGACACAUACACUCCAUCAUCUCACAUUCUCAUCUCUUUCUCCGUUGGCUAUUUCAUCCACGACUUCUUCGACAUGGCCCUGUGCCACCGAAAGCGCUCGUCUUAUGAGUUGAUGGUCCACCAUGCUUGUUGCAUAUGCUGCUUUGGGUUGGCCGUGUGGACGGGCAUGUUUAUUGGGUAUGCUGUCGUUUCACUGUUUGUCGAAGUGAACAGUGUUUUCCUACACAUAAGGCAGUUGCUCAUCAUCACAGGAGUAGGGAAAGAAGAGGUGCGGUACCGUAUCAGUUCCAUGCUGAACAUUGGCACGUUUGCCAUAUUCCGUAUCGCUGUCUUAGGGUGGAUGACUCGGUGGAUUGUCUUGCACAAGGACGACCUUUCUUUGCCAGUCUAUACAUUAGGCAGCGUAGUUUUGGCAGUAAUAAUGCUGAUGAGUAUCGUGCUUUUCUGCCGCAUUUGUAUAGUGGACUUCACAAAGAAGAAACAGAGGGACCACACUAUGGUUGCUGAUAAUACCCACAAGAGAAAAGUAAAGGAAGCAGAAGAAGCACCAAGCGGGAUGUCGGGGAAGACAACUUUACAAGCGGCAAAGCUUUAUUCCAAUGCUACAAAUGUUCAUUUAGAUUAGACAAUUUCUCGCAUAAGUUCAUUCCUUGGUACAAUGAAUCAUGGUUUUUGCCAUGUGAGUUUUAAAUAAAUAUGUCACUCCUCACAGAGCUGCAUUUUGUUGUAGAAAUCAUACUUCAUUGAUUUCCUGAUGCUCAUGUUUCUGUACUGUAGUAUGUACUGUAAUUUCCUUAUGGUUCCUGAGAAUGUUCAGGUCGAUGGCCAACAUUAUCAGAUGCUUUUAGGUAGCUAGGUUUUGAUUACCUAAAUGUCUAUGUUUAAUGUAAGUUCCUUUUAAUGUUGUAUGACAAAGCAAGUCUUUCACAGUUUAUCUCAAUACAGAAAAGCCAUAGGGUGAUAAUGUACCAUUAGUUAAAUGCAUGUGUCACCAAUCAACAUCACAAGAAGACAUGGCAAUCGUGUGUUAAUGGAACUAUAAUGGAUUUAAGCAAACCACAUGCACCGCUGUAUACAGUAUACAUUUUACAUGAUAGAAAUAUACUGUACAUUAAUAUUGUUAUUAAACAGUAGAAUACAAUACUGUAUCUCAGGAUCAGCAUCACAAUUGCCUUGGUUGGACUUCUCUUUAUACUCGAGAGAUUUCUGAUUGCAUAAACUGCAUUGCCUUUGUAAGCUGACAGAUGCCUUUCUAGAGUACUGCAGCGCUCGUUCAUCCAUCUCGUAUUUAUUUCUUUACUGGAAUUGAGGCAACUCAUUGCUAGAGCUUUAGAUUACAGAUAUGUAGCUGUAUCUCUUCAGUGAAAAACAACUAGGCUAUUUAUCAUUUACUGAACACAGUGUACUGUAUAUUAUGAGUGUGUAUUGUGUAGGUUUGUAUAUGUGUAUAAACAAUGCAAAUAGUAAAGGAAAUGAAAAGAAAAGUGAGGAAAAUACAGGAAACUAAAGUUACUACACAUGUUACGUAUAGGAAAGUACCUAGAGACAUUUAGUAUUGAUACAUUUAGCAUUUACACUGCAACAUUCCAUUAUGAAAAAAGUGCAUAUAGAAUCAGAACUUAUCAGCUUCUCUAGUUGAUAAGUGGUAUUUAAUAGGGUGCAUUGGUCAGUGGUUAAGAGAUCCAACCCUUUGAGAAGAUGGAAAUUUUACUGCCAAAUUUAUAAGGGGAUUGGGAGUUCUUUUAAAUAUGUAUCCUGUGCAGUAUACAUGUUGAAGAAACUAAAUAUACAGUAUAGUUAAAUUGCAAAAAAAAAUUUUUGCAAUUCUUUGAAUUCUGAAGACAAUUGCUUUCAUUUAUGUUAUUUAAUUUAGGAAAUGUUGUCAAAAGUGAUGACUAAAAGAAAUACAUAUUGAAGAAAAAACUUUUUUAGGAGUAGUGACACCUUUUUGUGUAUAAAAUUUUAUAAGGUGAUUGCUUAGGUUUUAUUCAAAUUUAAAUUUGUUUCUCAUUGGAUCAUGGAGUCAGUGUACCGUAUAAAACAUAUAAGUCAUGGUAAUAUUAUUUUGAAUAGUUUUAAGUAAAACAAAUUUUUUCUUGUCACAAAUGUAUUUUUUAUUACUUUUUUAAAGCAUUAUUUUCUAUAUUCAAGCCACCUGAGAUGUUUUAGCUUUCAACCUUGAAAGCUACUGUGAUCAAAUAUUUACUAGUUCUUACUGUGUAUUUUGAAAAGCCAAGGUCACUCAAUAUUGUAAUGUAAGAGGAAAUACUGGAUAGUUUAAGGCAUUAAAAUGUGGUUUAAAGCUUUUAUCAACAUUGCAGAGAUCAAAAGCAACAAAGUUAGAAAUACGUAGCUUAAGUAGCCCUAAUACUGACAGCUAUCUGUAACUGUUACCAAUUAUAACUCAGUCUACUGUGGGAACAGAAAACUGAAAUUAUAGCCGAGAUUAAGAAAAGGUCUAAACAUUGCUGCUGUAUUAGGAAAUAGUAUCUGUCAUAAUUAAACUGUACCAGGGUGACACAUAAUCAAUCAGACUUUUUGCUUGUAAUACACGAGCAAUUUCUGUUUAUUAUGUGGUAAACCUCUAUGUUGUAUAAUGAAAAGAGAAAGAAUAAGUUGUGCAGCAGUCAUCCAAGUACUGUAACAUAAUACAAGGAACCUAAUCAGGAAAAUGAAAUUUUUUUCAAGUAGAUUGAACUACUUGGAAGGGUUGCCUAUUAUGUAAGCAGUGCUAAAUUGAAAGAUUAUUUUGAGCUAGGUAAGUAAACAAUUGUGAUAUGUGUACCACUGUGGCCUGAAUGUUUCAGUUUUUUUUACACUGAAGCGAGGAUUUAUAUUUUACUAUAUAGUAAGAUGAAGGUUGUGAAUCUAGAUUCGUAGCUUACACACCUUGGAAAAUAAUAAUAAAAAAAAGUGGGAGAAAACUGUACUAUAUUAGUAUAAAUCUAUACAUUUGUAGUUGUUGCACAAACUCAUACAUACUCUUGUUAAAUUUAGUGUUGGCUGAAUGGCUACAUUGAGCAUGGUGCUUGAAAAUUUGUAUUCUGAUGUACAGUAGUACUGUAUUUAGUUAAAAAAUUAUCAUUGUAUUGAUUUUCCUGUAUGUUUGUGUGUAUAUACACACACACACAGAGGCAGUCCCUGGUUUACAACGGUUCCGGCUUACGAUGUUCCAAGGUUAUGGUGCUUUUUGAAUUUAUUUAUUAAAAUUAUUUCCCAGUUUACGACAUGUUCUGGGGUUACAACACUCAUGAUGCAGAUCCAAUGGAAGAAAUAUGACUUCAAAAAGACAAAAUAAUAUUUGGAGGGUUUUUUAUGAAAAAUGCAAUAAAAAUGUAGUUUAUGUAGUUUACAAUACACCCAAAGCAUCAAAAGUAAGGUUUUCUUAGGAUUUUCGACAAUGUUUAGGUUUACCAAGACGAUUUGCGGUUUAUGACUAUUUUCAACUUACGACUCCCUGCGAAAACAGAAUCCAUGUUGUAAACUGGAGACUGCCUGUAUAUAUAGUUUAUAGACUAAUGGUUCUCUAAACUUGUCUAAUUGUUUAAAAUUUAUUGAUUUCCCUGGAUUACAUUAUAUAUAUAUAUAUAUAUAUAUAUAUAUAUAUAUAUAUAUAUAUAUAUAUAUAUUGCUUUUGUUGAAAUUCCCUAAUAUGACACCUACCUCUGUGUUAAGCAAGUGAGCGUGAGGAAUCCUAACUCUGGUCAUUACCUUUGAUUCUUUUAAGCAUAUGCUUUACCAGUUUUUUCAGCUGAAUAAUGUACCAUCACUGAAUAAUUAUUUACUAUACUAAUACAUAAUUGAUGUAUGAGAAAUACUUGCAUUGCAUUCCAUGUGAUUGAACUUCAUUAAUAUCUGAUACUAUGAGUGAACUCAUUCAUUUUAAUCACCAGUGAUUAACCACAAAAAUAGUACUCUGAUGAACAAAAGUAGAAAGCUUUUAUACAAUACAGUAUUUUCUGAAGCUUGAAGCUUUUGAACUUACCAUAAAUGCAACCAUCAUUGGUUUUCUCUUACUUAUAGAAAUUUCCUGCGACAGCUGUGUCUUGCAGUUUUUUCACAUGAAGUUAAGUGCAUUAAUGUAACAGGUGCCCUUUAGCCUGAUAUAUUCAAAUAUUUCAUGUGGUACAGAGUAGAAGUUAAAGUGGUGCUAUUCAAAGAAACAAAAGCUAAAGUAUGCUGAGGUAUGUAUUAAUACUAAUGGUGUUCAUACUUUUUAUGAAAUGGCCGAUUACAAGUAGCAUUUUUAACAUGGAACAGUUUACUUGGAAGGAUCAUUUGAGAACAGUAACAUGCUUUUGGAAGUAUUUUUUGUUGAUAUAACUUUUGUAGUCCAUGUUCUAUGCUCCCACAGAUUUGAACAAUUAAUUUUAGGUUUGUUUUGAAUGAUUUCAAGAGUAAGGCAUUUUUAAUUUUGUCCUGUAAAUAUGUCUGACGUCAUUCUUGUAGUAAUAUGUUUGUCACUUGUGUAGAAGAGUAGAAUUUCUGAAGGCCAUUUGUGUCAUGUAACCCUGUGUCUAGUCAUGAGCACAUCAUUGUGUUUUGUACAAAAAUAAAUACAGACAAUGACACAUGUAGAUGUUAUUCAUGCAGAGAUGUUUCAAGUUUCCCAGUUCCUUAGGACAAGUUAUGGUGAUUUCUUUGGCUUUUUAAUUUUUCUGAUGAUUUAAGGGACGUGCGGACGCCAUAAGGCCCUUAUUAUAACAUGUUUGCUUCUUGACCUUGUGGUCUGUGGGAUUUGCUUCAGAUUUUCACCUCUAAAGUUCAUGUAAUUUUAGAACAAACCUGAAUCUGUUUUUCAUUUAUUUAUGUAUAAGAAAAGUUACAGAAUAAAAUAUUUUAUCAUAGACAAAUAUAAUUUAAGUUGUUAUAAAUUUAUCAUUAGUUGUACUACAAACCAAAAAAAUUUCAUUGAAUUGUAUGUAGUAGUCAUCUCGGAUAUGAAUUUUUACUUUUUUGGAUUAGAAGUUUUAAGAAAUCUUAAAAAAAAAAAAUUUUAUUGUUAUAACUUAAAAAUUUUGAUAGGUAGAAAGCUAAUUUUUUUUUUUUUGGUGAAAGCGCUUCUACAAAUGAGAAAUAUACCUUGACAUACAAUUCCCUUUGGGAUAAAUCCAUACCAAGGUAAAGUGAAUUUAAUGUUUUAUCUGUGUGAGUGACAAAUUAUCAUAACUGUAUGAUCUAAUCACUGAUACAUGGAAGUUGUGAUUUUUUUUUAGUCACUACAAUAUUUUAUGUAAUUUCAUUUAAAUGCGAGGGAUUGUUGAGAUUAUUUGUUGCUCAAUGAAAAAAGCAAAAUUGUCAAAAACUGAAAAAUUUUGUUGAGUAGUACAGUAACACUUUAGGAUAUGUUUAUUUGGAUACUGAAGUAUCCAAAAAUGUUGAUAACUAAUUUUUGGUAAUUUCUCAACAUUUGGUCAUUGGGAGAAAAUGAUAUUGUUAGUAUACAAUUAAGUUUUGUACAUACUUACCCGGCAGAUAUAUACUUAGCUAUAGUCUCUGACGUCCCGACAGA